AUGCAGAGCCAGCCGAGGGAGCAUCUCUACAAGCUGCUGGUGAUCGGCGACCUGGGCGUGGGCAAGACCAGCAUCAUCAAGCGCUAUGUGCACCAGAACUUCUCCUCCCACUACCGGGCCACCAUCGGAGUGGACUUCGCCUUGAAAGUUCUCCAGUGGGACCCGGAGACCGUGGUGCGCCUGCAGCUCUGGGACAUCGCGGGCCAAGAAAGAUUUGGAAACAUGACAAGGGUCUAUUACCGAGAAGCCAUGGGAGCAUUUAUAGUCUUUGAUGUCACCAGGCCGGCCACUUUUGAGGCAGUGACAAAGUGGAAAAGUGACUUGGAUGCCAAAUUAACUCUCCCCAAUGGCAAACCGGUGUCUGCAGUUCUGUUGGCCAACAAGUGCGACCAAGGGAAGGAUGUGCUCCUCAACAAUGGGCUCAAGAUGGACCAAUUUUGUAAGGAAAAUGGCUUUGUAGGAUGGUUUGAAACAUCAGCAAAGGAAAAUAUAAACAUCGACGAAGCCUCCAGAUGCCUGGUGAAGCACAUACUGGCCAACGAGAGUGACCUGACGCAGUCCGUGGAAGCGGAUGUGGUGAAGCCAAAUCUUUCUCCCUCCAGAGUCUCCAGCUGCUCCGGCUGUUCCAGGUCCUAG
Molecule: messenger RNA, 636 nt
Organism: Gracilinanus agilis (Agile Gracile Mouse Opossum)
Lineage: Eukaryota; Metazoa; Chordata; Mammalia; Didelphimorphia; Didelphidae
Gene: RAB38
Product: RAB38, member RAS oncogene family
Exons: 3
Coding region: 1-636 (211 amino acids)
Biological process (GO): phagosome-lysosome fusion; endosome to lysosome transport
Cellular component (GO): lysosome; late endosome; trans-Golgi network
Molecular function (GO): GTP binding; GTPase activity
Source: RefSeq, a predicted model, not a curated record